GCAAGCGCUCAGCUAAAACACUCUACUACCCCGAAAGCGAUCGUGUUACACGAAUGACGUACGGACGGACGGAGGGACGGACACACGCCCGGACAGUUCUCUCGCUGGGCGUAAACGGUGAAUUCGACGUUCAGCUUCCCGCCCUCUGCGAACUGCCGGGCGUCGAAGAAGAGGCAGUCCCUGCUGGCGACGGCCGACUCGGUGCUCUCGUGGAGCGAGCGAGGCCUGUCCUUCCAGGUGGAAACGGUGAAUUCGACGUUCAGCUUCCCGCCCUCGGCGAACUGCCGGGCGUCGAAGAAGAGGCAGUCCCUGCUGGCGACGGCCGACUCGAUGCUCUCGUAGAGCGAGCGAGGCCUGUCCUUCCAGGCGUAAAUGGUGAAUUCGACGUUCAGCUUCCCGCCCUCGGCGAACUGCCGGGCGUCGAAGAAGAGGCAGUCCCUGCUGACGAUGGCCGACUCGAUGCUCUCGUGGAGCGAGUGAGGCCUGUCCUUCCAGGUGAGCGAGCGGACGCCGUCGCGAGUCACGUCAACCCGGUAGGUGAACCUGUCCGCCUCUCGGGGUUCGCCGAUGAGUUGCGCCAGCACGCAGCAACGCUUGCUCGCGUCCUCUUGCUCCCGCCAAAAGACGAGCAGGAAGUUGCGUCCCAAGCAGGACUGCACGCGCAGUCGCUUUCCGAACCAGGCGCCAGUGGCCCGACCCAUGGGCACUUUGUCCAGGGCAGGACGCAGGGAAACGGCCUGGUGAAGGAUAUGCAGGCGACAUCAUUUCGCAAUAUAAGUUUGCUGCUCGUCAAGAGGGCUACAAUGGCUUAA
Messenger RNA from Dermacentor silvarum, 812 nucleotides. RefSeq lists its product as uncharacterized. The transcript has 5 exons. The record is from RefSeq and is a predicted model, not a curated record. Lineage: Eukaryota; Metazoa; Arthropoda; Arachnida; Ixodida; Ixodidae. Bases 54 to 812 code for a protein of 252 amino acids.